GCAAUGUGCGGUAUUAACGUCUCUCGUCUAACAGUGUCGAUCGCGCAUCACUUUACAUCCAUGUACUACAUGCCAGAUCUGCAUUCGACGGUACUCGCGGAAGUUCUCACCGGACACUCCCCGCGCUGUCCUCGUGCUCAUGCACACCAUGCAUAUACCUGUUCCCGACCUUGUCCCUACCCCAACACACAUUCCAGGACAAGACCCGAUCGGCACUCGCACUCACUCUGCGGGAUCUCGCCUGCCGCCGCUGCAAUCAGCCGUGUUUCUGGAACAUAGGAUCGACAGCACUGCAUACUCACCACCCAAGCCCGCAUCCAAAAUAUCACAGACACCGGUUUGGCAAGAAGGCAGUUACAUCACCACGCAUGCAGCCCGUGCGACGUACUCUGGUCCGCAUCCCACGUUUCCCCCGUCGAAGCACACACGCUCGACAGUACGACCGAGACCACGAUCAAAGUUUAGCUCGCAGGUUCCGACUUCCCCGACGCACCACCUGCUCUCCACCAAACCCCCAAGUUCGCUUUGACAGACUGCGGCGCCACUCCGGCACCAUCCAAGCGAGCCCUAGUGCAUCAAGUUUACCACGACACUUGUCAACUCUCGUGUCGAUAAGACAAGUGAAGUCA
This is a messenger RNA of Paraphaeosphaeria sporulosa, 629 nucleotides long. RefSeq lists its product as uncharacterized. NCBI's taxonomy places the organism in Eukaryota, Fungi, Ascomycota, Dothideomycetes, Pleosporales, Didymosphaeriaceae. The record is from RefSeq and is a predicted model, not a curated record. The transcript has a single exon. Bases 140 to 529 code for a protein of 129 amino acids.